Penicillium manginii is the source of this 792-nucleotide messenger RNA. RefSeq lists its product as uncharacterized. Bases 1 to 792 code for a protein of 263 amino acids. The record is from RefSeq and is a predicted model, not a curated record. NCBI's taxonomy places the organism in Eukaryota, Fungi, Ascomycota, Eurotiomycetes, Eurotiales, Aspergillaceae. The transcript has 3 exons. Gene Ontology annotation, molecular function: protein dimerization activity.
AUGGCUCUGAUGAAGACCAAAGAUGUGACUAUCUAUAGUGUCUUUCUCGUGUACAGGAAGCUUCUGGAACACAUCGAACGCUCAAACCGGAAGCUGAGAAAGAAAACCACACCCUGGAAAAAAGAUAUGUACGGUGCCAUGCUCAUGGCAAAGCAAAAGCUAAAAGAUUAUUACGAGAAGACCUAUCGUGACCAUGGAUUUCUCUACGAGAUGCUAUUCCGUGCUGUACAACGCCCUUCGUUACAAGCCUCGGAGUUAGAACGGCUUCUUGAACCAAUAUAUGCGGUAGAAACAAGCGAAGGAGUCGGGUAUGACGAGGUUGAUCGUUAUCUCCAUGAGUCGACUACCUCAAUACCACCGUGUGUAUACUGGAGAGAGAAUGAGAGUAAAUUCCCCGUGCUUUCGCGGCUAGCUCGCGAUUUGCUCUUAGUUCCAGCCACUGGCGCAGGAGUUGAAAGGCUGUUUAAUAGUGCCCGGGAUAUUUGCCAUUAUCGCCGGGGAUCUCUGAAUGAGACUAUGAUACAAGACUUGAUGAUGUACAUGUGCUCUGAGAAAUUCACCCUGGAGAGCCAGCAAUCGAGUCUGUUGGAUUAUAGGAUGGCGGAAGGGGAGGACCAGGAAAAUCUCGAAGAAAAUGAGGCAAACAAGGAAACCGAAGAUGAGAAUGCAGCUAUUAGCGAUAUAGACGAGAGUGAUCUAGUCGAAGAUACUGAUAUGAGCCCCACUGUUCAGAGUGUUCUGGGAUUUGAAAGCACCGCCUUACAGGAGCUUCCUUCUCACAGUCGACCGUAA